AUGUUCUUCCUGAUCUUCUUCGGCGCCGUCGCCGCCUGGGUGACGUUCUUCUUCCUGCGCAUCAAGUGGGAAGAGGAGAAGCUGGAUGAUCUGCCGAAUCGGCCGGUGUUCAUCACCGGAUGUGAUUCUGGUUUCGGCCACGACGCCGCGCUCAAGCUGUUGAGCAUGGGCAUGCCAGUGUUCGCCGGCUGCUACACCGAGGAGGGUCUCGAAAAGAUCGAGAAAGAGGCCUCCAACUACACCAAGGGCAAAUUCAAGGCGAUCCGCCUCGACGUUACCAACGACGAGAGCGUCGACCGGAUGGGGACAUGGCUGGAGAAAGAGGUGCAACCGUAUGGAGGGCUCUGGGCGGUCAUCAACAACGCCGGCGUCGGGUUCAACGUGUUCCUCGACGAUUUCCUGAAGCACGAGGACUAUCGGCUGACGAUGGAGAUCAACUUCUACGGCAUCAUGCGCGUCGUGCAUAGGCUGAGGAGGGCGCUGAAGCAAAGGAAGGGCCGUCUAAUCAACGUGACGUCGAUCCUUGGACGCUGUCCGGCCGCUGGUAUCGGCCCCUACAUCAUCUCCAAGUUCACCGCCAACGUCUACACCGAAGUGAUCCGCGACGACGAGGAGGAGGAAGAAGAAGAAGAGGAGGACGAGGAGGAGGUCCAAGCCGCCGAUGCUCCCGCCGAGGAAGCUGCUCCGGCUGAGGAGGCCGCCGAGGAACCAGAGGCCGAGGAAGCUGAAGAAACCGAAGAAGCAGAGGAGGCUGGAGGUGAAGCAGAAGCGGCUCCAGCACCGAAGGCUUCGCACGCCCCGCGUACUCGAACUCCUGAGCCGACGGAGAUGACUGAGGCCGAGAGGGCCAUGGUCGCUGCCAAAAAGCGCCAUGAGGAGGAGGAGAAGCUCAAGAUGCUCGACUACGAGGAGCGCAGGAAAGUCGAGAAGGCGCAGUACGAGACCGAGCUCCGCGAGCUGAAGGAGAAGCAGGAAAUUCGUCGUCGUGAGCGCCAAAAGGAGGAGGCGGAGUACGAGGAGCGCCGCCGCACCGCCGAGCAGAAGAAGCGCCAAGAGGAGGAGGAGCGCAAGCAGAAGAUCGAAGCCCAAAAGCGCGCCCGCUACGAGGAGAAGCAGCGCCGUCAGCAGAUGAUGGCCGGCUCGUUCAAUGCGGCUGCCGCAGCGGCUGCCCCCGGUGGCAAGAACUUCACCAUCAGCUCGAGCGGCGAGCAGGCCGAGCAGUUCGGAAACCUGGCCGGCAACAAGCAGAAGGCCAACGAGGUGUCGGCCGAGCAGAGGGAGGCCGCCAAGAGGGCGUUCCUCGAGGCUGUCUGCAAGCAAAUCGACGUCUCCGGCCUGUUGCCCAACGACCUGAAGGAGAAGAUCAAGCAGGUUCACGCCAGGAUUUGCCGGCUGGAGGCCGAGAAGUACGACCUCGAGAAGCGCAACGAGCGCCAGGAAUAUGAUCUCAAGGAGUUGCACGAGCGCGAGCGACAGGGUGCCCGCCAGCGUGCUCUGAAGAACGGGCUCGACCCUGAGGAGGCCGCCAACUCGAAGCACCCCCCGAAGAAGCGCGUCGCCUCCAAGUUUGACCGACAGACCGACCGACGAACAUACGGCGACAAGCGCGACAUCUUCGAGAGCCCCAUCCUCCCCAAGGCCCGGUCCAUCGCCCGAGGCACCGCCCGACCCCCGCCCGAGUGGGGCCGCAAGGAUAACGAGGAGUUGGAGCAGCUCAGGAAGAUUGUCGAGCCCCCGAAGUACAUCGAGCAGGUCAAGGCCGAGGGUGACGCGGCCAAGCCCCCGGUUGCAGCAAUCCCACUUCAGAUGCCGACCGAGGACUUUGAUGAUUCAAUCCCAAUGGAGCCGGUGAAGCCCGUCUACGAUUUCCCCUCAGCCGGAGGAGCCGCCAACAUGCUCGGAGUCCCCAGCCAAGGAGCCCUAGAAAACGAGAGUGCACCUCAGGACGUCGACCCGACCCCGGCUGCCGCGCCUGAGCCCGCUGCGGAGCCCGAGCCCGAGCCAGAACCUGAGGCCGAGCCCGAGCCGGAGCCCGAAGCCGAGCCCGAACCUGCCGCCGAGCCGGAGGCCGAAGAAGAGGAGGAAGAGGAAGAAGAA
This is a messenger RNA of Mesorhabditis spiculigera, 2097 nucleotides long. NCBI's taxonomy places the organism in Eukaryota, Metazoa, Nematoda, Chromadorea, Rhabditida, Rhabditidae. The record is from the annotation of a GenBank genome assembly.